Messenger RNA from Verticillium nonalfalfae, 2073 nucleotides. RefSeq lists its product as uncharacterized. The coding region runs from base 1 to 2073 and encodes 690 amino acids. Gene Ontology annotation, biological process: DNA-templated transcription. Lineage: Eukaryota; Fungi; Ascomycota; Sordariomycetes; Glomerellales; Plectosphaerellaceae. The transcript has 6 exons. Gene Ontology annotation, molecular function: zinc ion binding; DNA binding. The record is from RefSeq and is a predicted model, not a curated record.
AUGUGUCUACGAGGAGAAAAUAGUGCUGAUUUCAGAGUACCUAGUGCGACCGAUGUCGUCGGCGAAAGAGAGCAAAAUAUUGAGCACAUCGCGAAGACGGUCGACGACUUGAAGUACAUGCUACAGAAGCUUCAUCACGAGCAUCAGCCGGGUUCAAGCCCAGGUCCUACCCAGCACGGCGCUGCCUCAGCUGCCACCUCGACGCGACCGUCUCCGACUUCGGUUCAAACCCCUGUUAUCGGAUCUGGCAGGUCACCGGCAGUGCUUCAGUCAGAGUUCGGCGGCGAGUCUUCCAUCUCUGCGCAUGCAUUGUUCGCCACGGCUUUCCUUCAGAAUGUGGUCGGUAACAGCCCUUCCCCGAGGGUCACUGUGGAAAUGGCACCUGUCAUGCAGACCCUAAGCAGCAUUGCCGAUGCUCAGAAUCAGACAGCCGACUCCUCAGAAACCUUGUUUCCGCACGCCAGGCCGCUGGAGGACGGGAGAAAACCAGUCAACUUCCCUACGCCGGCAGCCGACAAGGUUUUUGGCUGUCUACGUAUGGCUCAAGAACAUGACAUGGUGGAGGCCUUGUGGCUGCCCGAGUUUGAGUCCAUGGGCCAUUUCACAGAAUAUGUCAUCAGAGUCUGCUCCCCCGGGCCAUCGUCUGAAGCAGAGCUCAUCAUCUUCAACACGGGCAUGUUCUGGCUGUUUCUCGAGUGCGCCAGUUUUAUGGAAGAUGAAGACGAGAUGAAUGAUUAUACCGCGCAAUCAUAUCUUUGCCGGGAUAACCUUGAAACGCUGCUGGCUCAUUUGGGAUAUCACGUACCAAAUACCAUGGAUUACAUCUACGCGCUGAAUAUGGCGACCACCUACUGUCUCCAAACCAUCAAGACGACAGCCGCAUGGUCCUUCAUCUCGAAGAGUGCACACGCCUGUCAGGCCCUCGGCCUGCACAGCGCUGUCUCGCUCCAUCCAGCUUCGUCCGCGCAGCAGGUGAGGAAUUUUCGGCUCUUCUGGGCCGUAUAUGGGAGCGAAAAGGGGCUUGCCUUGCGUUUGGGCCGCUCCUCCAACAUUCGCGACAGUGACAUCACCAUUCCGCGCCCCAAACAACCGACAGGACCCGACUUGCUCAUCAACAAACUGACGCCGCUGUGGACGCAAGCAGGGGCCCUACAGGGCCGGCUCUACGAUGAAAUCUACAGUCUGGGGGCGUUUCUCCAGCCGCAGCAAGUCCGCUACGAGCGGGCACGCACGCUAAUCGAUGACCUCAAGAGCCUAAGGGAGGCAUCCGAGGCGCUGGAGAGAGAAAUCGUCAGCCAGGCAGGGCGCGGCGGCCAAUCUCCCCUCUCGGAGCUCACCUGGCGCGCAGAUCGGAUCGCGUACCUUUCCAUGCUGACGCUGGCCUAUCGAAGCCUCCCGCCGACGGAACCCUUUAUCUCUUCAUUUGCAGCGGAGUGCAUCGCCACGGCGCGCCAGGCUCUCGACGAGCAUGAGCAGUGCCUCAAAGCCCUGACCCAGACGCAAACCGUCAAGACAUCGGCUUACAUUGUCCUCUUCAUCGACUGGCAAGCUAAACCCCUCCCCCCCCCCCGCUUUCCUACUCUGGUGUCCCUCCUACAAACCCCCUUCGUGCCCUUCACCAUCCUGUUCUGCCACGCCAUCGAAACGUCAAGCAGGGCAGAUCUCCAGGUCCUGCGCAGCUUCCUCGAUACCCUCGAGGGAACGGCCUACUCGUCGCGCCACCUCUCUACCCAGAACCAACUGCGCCUCUUCCAGGCCCUCUACAGCGUCGCCGUGCGCUACAUCUCGGUCCAGGAGAGCAGUUCCCUGCAGGUGGACGCCUGGAGCACGGGAGGCGACGGGAGCGGGAGCGGCACCGGCACCGUCACCAGCGGCGGGGUGGCGCCCGCAGGUCAGACGUCGGUGCCUUUUUCGAGUCAGAGCAUGGCGUUCACGCCUGGCGAGGUGGCGGCACAGACGGCCGAGGAUCAGUUCAUGGCGAACCUAGGGCUGCAGGUUGACUCAUCGGGCAAUCCUCUGGCGAGCUGGUUUGCGAGUAAUCAGCAGCUGAUGAGGAUACUGGAAAAUUCAUGA